This is a messenger RNA of Cetraspora pellucida, 594 nucleotides long. The record is from the annotation of a GenBank genome assembly. NCBI's taxonomy places the organism in Eukaryota, Fungi, Glomeromycota, Glomeromycetes, Diversisporales, Gigasporaceae.
AUGAUAAAAAGCCAAUAUUCAAGUAUCUUUCAUUCAGGCAAAGACUUAUUUGAUGCUAAUUUUCUUAGAAUCAAUGAAUCCAAUAAGGUAUUUAAUCUUUUUAUGGGUGAAUUAAAAGAAUUAAUUGUAAAAACUAAACCCACAGCCACUCAUUCUUUUAUAAAAAAAUUGGUAGAUAUGAAAAAAUUAAAAAGAGUAUAUAUACAAAAUAUAGAUAAUCUUGAAGAAUUAGUGGGAUUACAUAUAGAUUUACAAUUUGAAAAAGUUAAAAAUAAUAAAGCUCAAGUAGUUCAAUUACAUGCAACUCUUGAAAAGUUACAAUGUAAAGUUUGCACAAAUAUUUAUGAGUUUAUGCUGCAAUAUUGUAAAAUUUUCAAGCAAAAUAAAGUACCAAAAUGCACCAGAUAUGAAGAAAAAGAAAAUGUUCAGAUCGAGCAAGGAAAUUGUCCUCAUACAAUUGGACAGCUAAACCCAACAAUAAUCCUGUACAGUGAUUCACAUCUUAAAAGAUUGGAAAUUAAUCAAAUCGCAGCACAAGAUCAGCAUAAAGCUGAUUGUUUAAUUAUAAUUAGACCUUUUUUAAGAAUUCCUGGA